GGGCGGGCAGGCGACGCGAGGCCGCGUUGGGUCGCGCUCGGCUGGGAGGCCGCAGCGGCAGCAUCAGCGCUGACGUGGGGCGACGUGGGACGGCGCCGGUCCCGGUGGGGCUCUUCGUCCCACCUCCUCGCGUCCGUAAGCAGUGACGAGGCCCGCUACGUAAAUCGCUUCGCAGCGGGAUAAAUAAACAAGAAAACGGGAAGGAGCAAAGCAUUGAUUACAGAUGUCUUAAUAAUGAGCAAAUGUGGCAGGAAAAAAUAUAUUAAGACAAAUCUAAGACAAAUGACCAUGGAAACAAUUGACUCUCAGCAGGAUGGAAGUAUACCAGAUUCUGUGGCAGAGAGCGAAUCUGCUCAUAUGCAGAUGCAGACUGGUCAAAAUUCAGUCCCCACUUUAGCUCAGGUUUCUGUAGCUGGAUCAGGCACCGGAAGAGGCUCCCCAGCUGUAACUCUAGUGCAGUUACCUUCAGGCCAAACUGUCCAUGUCCAGGGAGUAAUUCCGACACCACAGCCAUCGAUUAUUCAGUCACCACAAAUACAAACUGUUCAGGUAGCAACAAUUGCAGAGACAGAUGAGUCUGCAGAAUCAGAAGGUGUAAUUGACUCUCAUAAACGUAGAGAAAUCCUUUCACGAAGACCUUCUUAUAGAAAAAUACUGAAUGAACUUUCCUCUGAUGUGCCUGGUGUUCCCAAGAUUGAAGAAGAAAAAUCAGAGGAAGAAGGAACGCCACCUAAUAUCGCUGCCAUGGCAGUGCCGACUAGCAUAUAUCAGACUAGCACGGGGCAAUACAUUGCUAUAGCCCAAGGUGGAACAAUCCAGAUUUCUAACCCAGGAUCUGAUGGUGUUCAGGGACUGCAGGCAUUAACAAUGACAAAUUCAGGAGCUCCUCCGCCAGGUGCUACAAUUGUACAGUACGCAGCACAGUCAGCUGAUGGCACACAGCAGUUCUUUGUCCCAGGCAGCCAGGUGGUGGUUCAAGCUGCCACUGGUGACAUGCCGACUUAUCAGAUCCGAGCUCCGACUACUGCUUUGCCUCAGGGAGUGGUGAUGGCUGCCUCUCCGGGAAGCCUGCACAGCCCCCAGCAACUAGCAGAGGAGGCAACACGCAAACGAGAGCUGAGGCUAAUGAAAAACAGGGAAGCCGCCCGGGAGUGUCGCAGGAAGAAGAAGGAAUAUGUCAAAUGUCUUGAAAACCGUGUGGCUGUGCUUGAAAACCAAAACAAGACUCUCAUUGAGGAACUCAAGGCCCUCAAAGACCUUUAUUGCCAUAAAGCAGAGUAACUGGCUUUGACGUGGACCUUGUUUGCCCUGAACUCUAACCCCGGCAGGAGGUGCCGCCGUCCUGCUCAUUGCCGUGUGGACUUGUGGAAGGGACCCUUGUGACCCUUCUUAAGGAACCCAGUUGGGCUUAGUGUGUGGAAGUUGACUUGGGAAUGUUGUUCCAGGAUGCGGAAGGCAGCCGUGAUCCCCGUCACCAGGCUUGCUUCAGUCGCGGUGUCAGUAGCGUGCGAAACAUGCUUUGUUUGCCCUUUUGCUUCUACUUUCUUGCAGGGAAGCUGCUAAGGAAUGUCGCCGUCGAAAGAAAGAGUAUGUCAAGUGUCUGGAGAGUCGGGUUGCAGUGCUGGAAGUUCAGAACAAGAAGCUCAUAGAGGAACUGGAAACCCUGAAAGACAUUUGCUCUCCUAAAACAGAUUAGUAGAAAUAUUUAACUAUGAACUGACUACCACAUGUACAGUUGCUUCUGAAGGCAAUACACUAUAUAGCCGGCAAGAAUGAUGGCUUUUUUCCUUUGUAUCAUUCAUCAUAUUUUCUAAUCUCUAACAUUCCCAAACUGCUUCACUGUACGUAGUUAACUCUUAGCUGUAACUUCAGUUUUUUUUUAAAGAGACAAACUGUAAAAAAGAAAAAAAAAAUGUAUGUAACAGAUUCUUAAAAUGCAAUAUUUGUAAGACUUGUUCCAAUGCCACAUAUUUGCAGUUCCCAAUCUGUGUGUCAUGAAUAGUGUCCUAUGCAAUAAAAUUUUUUGCAGGUCUUUCGAAAUCACUUUAGAAAAGGACAAUCAAAGAGAAUGCAUCCAGCAGUACAAUAAAAGUAAACCACAAAAAAUACCUCAGGAAAGAGUCGAAAGCGAGAAAGAGUUGAAAGAACCUGAUGACAUGCCUAUGUGAAAAUAAUAGCCUAUAACUGAACUUACGGCAUUUGCAGAUUUUUAUAUCAGUUGCUUUGUAAAGAAAAUACUGUAUUGCUGUCCCGGAAUGCCAUAGUUGAAGAGAGUUUUUAAUAGAACCAUGUUGGUUACA
This is a messenger RNA of Phacochoerus africanus (Common warthog), 2300 nucleotides long. It is a transcript of the gene CREM, whose product is annotated as cAMP responsive element modulator. NCBI's taxonomy places the organism in Eukaryota, Metazoa, Chordata, Mammalia, Artiodactyla, Suidae. Gene Ontology annotation, molecular function: protein binding; DNA-binding transcription factor activity, RNA polymerase II-specific; RNA polymerase II cis-regulatory region sequence-specific DNA binding. The record is from RefSeq and is a predicted model, not a curated record. Bases 235 to 1281 code for a protein of 348 amino acids. Gene Ontology annotation, cellular component: nucleus; ATF4-CREB1 transcription factor complex. The transcript is spliced from 9 exons. Gene Ontology annotation, biological process: regulation of transcription by RNA polymerase II.